AUGGCUGCAGGGCUAGAACUUGGGACCUUUUGCUCCAAAGCCGCGGCCCUGCCCUGGAGGUGGACCUCCAUCGCCAAGAGCAGCACUGCCGGCUCCCCCUAGCUAAUGGGGCGGCACAACUGCCCGUGCUGGAGCAGGCUGGCCAUGGCCCAUCUGCACAUCUGCUGUCUGCUCCAAGGCAUGAUGCUCCUGCCAGGUCACAGGUGCCAAGUCACAAGAGCCUGUCCAUGGCUCUCUGUACCUCACUCUCAUUCCUUCUUCAGACUCCUGCUGGAAACAAUGCAGCCCCUCGAGGUCAGGUCUGUGUUCGAGGCUGCCCAGGACCCCACCUUCCUGCAUGGACUCUCCCUCGUCAAUGGCUUUUCAGAAGACUUGCCGUCCACAGACUCGAAUGCCAUAGUGCAAGAGAAGCCAGUGGCGGGCGAUGGGGAGGAGAGAGCCCGCGGGGUCCCAGAGAUAUCGGACCGGAUGUGCUGCUCAUCCUGCUCCCGGGAGUUUGACAGCAGGGAGGAGCAGAAGCUGCCUUGCUUUUUUGGCAAGUCCCCGGCAGGCUGGCAUCUGGCUGAAGGGACCUCCGCGCUGUCCGUCCCGGGGCGUGGGUUGGUGCGCUUCCAUCCAUCUGACCUGGGGGAUCAUCAGUAUGGGAUGCCCCUUCUCACUCCGUUUCCUCCCCAGACUGAGCAUUACCGCCUGGACUGGCACCGCUUUAACCUGAAGCAGCGUUUGCUAGGGCGCCGGGCACUCACAGCAGAGGAGUUUGAGGAGAAGACCCGUGCAGGUGACGUCUCCAGCAUCUCUGGGUCCGAUUCGGAUGACUCCGAUUCGGGCAGCGAGUCCGAUCUGCUCUCUCCCCGAAGCCACGGCGACCCGGGGAGCGGCCAGCAGAGCCACCGCCCAGGCACCCGCUCGGCUAAGGUCCUGUUCCACAACUCCCAGGGCCAGCUGCUCUCCGCCUACCGCUGUGUGCUAGGCAGUAAGAAGGGCGGUGGUGAGCAGCAGGCAGAGCUGGUGGCAUCUCUGCAGAGCCUGGGUGCAGGCACCUGUUGGGUUAUCCUGAUGACAGGCGGUGGACACUUUGCAGGAGCCGUUUUCAGGGGGCCUGAGGUGCUGGAUCACAAGACCUUCCACCGGUACACGGUGCGUGCCCGCCGGGGCACGGUGCAGGGACUGCGCGAUGCCCAGGGCCAGGCCUCCAUGCCCAAAUCGGCCGGCGCCUCACUGCGGCGGUACAACGAGGCGGCUCUGCUCAAGGACAUCCAGGACCUACUGGCUAGCUGGGCGCAGCAUCUGCAGGGAGCCCAGCGCAUCUUCCUGCGUGCCCCCCGUGCUAACCGGGCACUGCUCUUCAGCGGCAGGAACCCCCCUCUGCACAAGGACGACCCCCGCGUCUGCAACAUCCCCUUCAGCACCCGCAGAGCCACCUUCAGGGAGGUGCUGCGGGUGCACGCGGCCCUGGCCACCCUGCAGGUGUAUGGGAAGGACACAGCGGUGGCGGAUCUCGCUGGCUCCCCCCGGAAGGGCUGGAGGAAAGUGCCGUGUGCGCGGGUGGAAGAGCCCCAGCAGGGUGACGCCAGCACCCCGUCGGAGGAGGAGGAGGAGGAGAGCCAGGCUGGGGAGCUGGAGACGGUGGAGGUGACGCUGAGCACGCUGCAGCUCCGGGAGUUUGAGGUGACGCCUAAGCGAAGCCGCAAGAGGAGGAGGAAGAAAGAGAAAGUGGGGAGGGUCCUUCCAGGAGCAGGGGCCCGCACCGAGGGGCCAGGAGGCCAGGAAGAGCCCGAGGGCUCAGCACCCCAGCCGGGAGCAGAGACGGUGGCAGACCCUCAGGAAGGGCCUGGGGCAGAGCCUGCUCCCUGGGGGAAAGGAGAAACGCUCCUGGGCCAGCUCCGCGACGCCCUAUUCACGGCCUGCAAGACGGGGGACGUGGGGACGCUGCGGCGCCUCCUGGGUGUGGCAGAGAGCGGGGCACCCCCAGCAGGCAGUGAGGAUGGUGCCAUGGGGCAGCCCCAAGGCCACCCUGGCAGGGUGCAGAGUGAGGGGUCAGAGCCCAACCGCGCAGCCCCUUGGGCAACCCCUGGGCUCCUCUCGCUGCUCAGCGAGCCCAUCGACGGGACCGGCUUCACCCUGCUGCACGUGGCGGCUGCGGCAGGGAAGGGGGCGGCUGUGCGACUGCUGCUGGAGGCUGGUGCCGACCCUGCGCUCAGGGACUGGCAGGAGCGGCCCCCGUACUGUGUCUCUGCCGACAAGUCGACACGCAACGUCUUCCGCAAGUUCAUGGUGGAUCACCCAACCAAGUACGACUACGGGCAGGCCAAGGUGCCCGGGCCCCUGACGGCGGAGAUGGAGGCCAGGCGGCUGGAGAAGCAGCGGGCGCAGAGAGCGCAGCGGAAGCAGCGGGCGCAGGAGCUGAGGGGGCAGCAGCAGCGGCUGGCGCAGGAGCAGGAGGAGAAGCGGCGCUUUGCGGCCCUGCCAGACCGAGAGAAGAGGGCCCUCGCUGCCGAGCGGAGACUGGCUGCCCAGCUGCCGGACACGGGCGCGGCUCUCGCCAACACCAGGCGCUGCUGGCAGUGCGGGGAGUCCCUGCUGGGCCGGAUCCCCUUCCACUACCUCGACUUCUCCUUCUGCUCCACGGGCUGCCUGCAGACCCACCGCCGGGGCCGCGCCGGCCCCACCUAG
Emys orbicularis (European pond turtle) is the source of this 2673-nucleotide messenger RNA. It is a transcript of the gene ANKZF1, whose product is annotated as ankyrin repeat and zinc finger peptidyl tRNA hydrolase 1. Lineage: Eukaryota; Metazoa; Chordata; Testudines; Emydidae. Gene Ontology annotation, molecular function: protein binding. The record is from RefSeq and is a predicted model, not a curated record.